Messenger RNA from Rotaria sp. Silwood1, 9147 nucleotides. NCBI's taxonomy places the organism in Eukaryota, Metazoa, Rotifera, Eurotatoria, Philodinida, Philodinidae. The record is from the annotation of a GenBank genome assembly.
AUGUCUGUUUAUAUUUUAGCUGAAGGUCCAAUCAAUUCUAAUAGUACAUAUUUCACAGAACAUCAACAAGAUCUGAGUACGACUCAAUCGAGUGCAUCGAUUUCAAAAGCAGCAUUCAAUACACCAGCAACUGAAACAUUAGGUGGUGUGCAAACAACUAAUUCAUUUCAUUCUAUUUCAAGUAUGGAUUCAGCAGUUGAAAUGUCUAAAUAUUUUCCUGAACCUCCAACACCUAGUUUAUUACCAAUCAGGCAUCAGCAACAAGCCGAAGGUCAGGCACAAUUAGCAUCUACACUGAAUACUGCAACUAGUGCAAAUACUAAUAUUGUUAAUGCUGGUUCUUAUACACCUGCAUCUGUACCUACUGCAGUACAACGAUUACCACAACCCGUAGAAGGAGUACCUUCAAUGGCACAACAACAACAACAACAACAGCAACAAAGACCGGUACAGCCAUCUGGUCCUCCUCAAUUUCUGUCAGGUAUUCCAAGUCAUCCAUCACAAAUUCAAGGACUCUCUGUUUCACAAGCUGUUGUUAAUGAUGUAAUUGUGGAUCUUCAAAGAAAAGUUAUAGAUGAAACCUUACAACAAUAUCAUGGUGAAGCAUUAAGUGGUGAUUAUUUAGAACCUCUUGCUCCAAUUUAUCUUCAUGCACCACAACCGACAAUAAUUCUUAGAUCCGACCUUCAUCGUCUUCGUGCUGAACUUGGCAAUCGUGUUCGUCCGCCGGUUAUCUACGGUCAGCCAGCAGGCACAUUUCAACAAAAUUUGUUUCAAGGACCUAGAUUUCCAGCUCCUGCGCAACAAUAUAUUCCACCAGAAUGUUACGGAGACUAUCAAAAUGUGUUUUACGCAAACAGUGAUGAAUAUAAGACGACGACGACAGGCGAUGAGCAUAGAAAGGAAAAAGAAGAACGAUUGUAUAAUGAAGCCCAGUCACCUGCGCUCAAUGACGACAAUAUCAAUGAUAAGGUUCAUAGUGCAUUUGAUUUUCAAGGCUUAUCCACUACAUCAUUUGAUCGUCACGCCUCACCUUCCCAUUCUUCUUCAUUACUUUACAAUCUUGAAGAACAGCAACAAGGUAACGAGGAGGCAUUACUUAUAUCAUCUAAUAAUAUCAACAGCGAGCAACUUGGUAGAACUGACAAUAUGUUCCCAAGACCUGUGCAUCCGCGACAAGAAGUAACAUUCGAUAUCGAAAAUUGUAUAUUACGAUGUUUUGAAGCUCAUCGUCAAAGAGUAGCUCGACGACGAGCUGCUCGACAAGCACGAAAAGCAAGACGUCUUAGACGAUCUCCGCAACAACAGCAAUAUCGACAUUUGUAUUAUACUAAUCAGUAUCCAAAUUUUCCUAUUCAACCAACAACUCCUUCAUUUGGCUCUGUUCAACAAACGCAACGGCAACAACCACUGUCAACUUCAUAUUACUCAGACGUAGUAACUCAACCAACAAAUAUUUUCACAUCGGUUCAUACACCUCAAACGCCAUAUAUUCCAAUUACAACACAUGAUUACACAAAUGUAGUUCAAACAACUUCUUUGCCAACUGAUAUACAACAAUAUCAAACAUCUGAUAUUGUUAAUACCUAUACAAAUCAAGUACCAUAUUCAUCAUUAUUAACUUCAAAUAUUGAUGCUGGAGUAUCAACUAAUAUACAGCCUACAACAACAGACUAUUAUCACUUCACAAAACAAAAUAUACAAGAACCAUAUAUUCAUUCCAACGUAUUCGAUUAUACAUCCCAGCAAUCAGUACCUUCUACUACUGAUUUGAUUCAACAGUCAUUAAUAGAACAAAGCCAACAGCAAAGAUCUUUUGAAUAUUCAAGUCAACUGCCACAUUCUACUUUUCAAUCAACAGAUGCUAUAGUUCCAAGUGGAAUACAACAGUUAACGUCUGAAUAUUAUCAACAAGUACCAACUCAACAUAUUCAAACUCAAGGAACUUAUGGUCAACCGACAACAACAUUUGAAUAUACAACAACAAGUACACAAUCUCAACAUCCCCUUUAUGAAUAUCCGGCUGUAGAACAAACAACAUCUCAGUAUCCAUAUAACAUAGACACUCUUGAACAAAAACGAUCCAUUGACUAUACAACGACAACACCAGCUACUUCUUUUCCAGUAAGAACAGAUAUUCAACAAAUACAACGAACACAAACAAUUGAUCAAUUGAGUCAACAACCUACAUCUUCAAUUUAUCAUGAACAACAGCAAAUACCAGUCCCUAUAUCUCAAGCUCAAGAAGGUUAUGGUCAACCUACUGGAACAUUUGAAUAUACGAGAGAAAGUUAUCAAUUACAAGCACCAAUCUGUGAUUCUAGACGUGCACAACAACAAUCAACUCAAUAUCCAUAUAAUCUUGAAACACCAACAACUCAUAUUCAGCAAACCGAACAGAAACAGACGAUCGAUCAUUUGAGUCAAGAAAGUACAACUUCUACGUAUUACGAACAACCACCAAUACCUCAAGCUCAAGGAGAUUACGGACAAACAACCGGAACAUUAGAAUAUACAAGAGAAAGUUAUCAAUCUCAACAACCAAUCUAUCAUUAUACAACUGGAGAACAGCAACCUUCUAGAUAUUCAUACAAUCUUGAUACUAUUCUACAACAACAACCUCAACAACAGAAAUCCUUUGACUACACAACAGCAGCCACAACUAUAUAUACAGAACCAACAGGUGAUAUUCGACAGACAGAACAAAAACAAACAAUUGAUCAUUUGACUCAGGCAAGUACAUCUUCUACUUACUAUGAACAACAGCAAAUACCAGUUCUCACAUCUCAAGUUCAAGGAGGUUAUGGUCAACCAACUGGAACAUUUGAAUAUACGAGAGAAAGUUAUCAAUCAGAGAAACCAAUCUUUGAUUCUAGACGUGCACAACAACAAUCAACUCAAUAUGCAUACAAUCUUGAAAGACCAGCAGCUGAUAUUCAGCAAACCGAACAGAUUCAAACAAUCGAUCAUUUAAAACAAGCACGUACAUCUUCUACUUACUAUGAACAACAGCCAAUAUCAGUUCCUAUUGCUCAAGCUCAAGGAGGUUAUGGGCAAGCAACCGGAACCUUUGAAUACACAAGAGAUAGUUAUCAAUCUCAACAACCCAUUUAUCAUUACACAAGUGGUGAACAGAAAACUUCUGAUUAUUCAUACAAUCUUGGUAUUAGUUCACAACAACCUCAACAACAAAAAUCCGUCGAUUACACAACAGCAGCUACAACUACCUAUAUACAACCUAUAGGUGAUAUUCGACAGAUCGAACAAAAACAGACAAUCGAUCAUUUGGGUCAGGCAAGUGUAUCUUCUCAGUACUACGAACAACAGCAAAUACCAGUUCCAAUAUCUCGAGUUCACGAAGCUUACGGCGGAGGAACUGGAAAAUUUGAAUAUAUUCGACAAGAUUAUCAAUCCCAGCAACCCAUCUAUGAUUAUCAAAGUCCAGAACAACAGACUUCUCAAUAUUCAUAUAAUCUUGAAGGUACUCAACAGCAGCAGCCUACACAACAAGAAGCAGCUCAAUAUAUAUCAAAAGUUACUAAAGCUUAUCUUGCACGAGGAACUGAUAUUCAACAGUUACAACAAAGACAAAUAAGUGAUCGUAUUCCUAUAGCACCUACGUCUUUAAGUUACUACGAACAACGACCCAUACCAGUUCCUACAUCGCAAAUUAUAGACACUUAUACUCAACCAACUCAAAUGUUAGGAUACACAAGAGAAGUUCAUCAGUCACAAAAACCAAUUUAUGAUUAUCGAAGUGCAGAACAGCCAUCAUCUCAAUAUUUAUAUAAUCUCGAAGGAGGUGUUCAACUUGGACAAAUUCAGCAACAAGACUCUAACAAAUAUGUAUCUGACGUUGCUACAUCUUAUGUAGCACCCGGAACUGAUAUUAAACAGAUACAACAACACCAACAAAUAAUUGAUCAUGUUCCUAUAGCAUCUACCUCUUUAAGUUACUAUGAACAACCACCCAUACAAGUUUCUGCAUCUCAAAUCACAGAAACUUAUACUCAACCAGUUGGAACAUUAGGAUACACACAACAAACUUAUGAAACGCAAAAACCGAUUCAUGAUUUUCGAAGGGCAGAACAGCCAUCAUCUCAAUAUUUAUAUAAUCUCCAAGGAGGUGUUCAACUUGCACAAAGUCAGCAACAAGACUCUGACAAAUAUGUAUCUGACGUUGCUACAUCUUAUGUAGCACCCAGAACUGAUAUUAAACAGAUACAACAACAACAACAAAUAAUUGAUCAUGUUCCUAUACCACGUACAUCUGUGAGUUCCUAUGAACAACGACCCAUACAAGUUCCUAUAUCUCAAAUUACAGAAACUUAUACUCAACCAACCGGAACAUUAGGAUAUACAAAAGGAAUUUAUGAGUUGCAAAAACCUAUUGGUGGAUAUCAAGGUACAGACCAACAAUCCUCUCAAUACUUAUACAAUAUCCAAGGUAUUCAACAACAGCAAUCUACACAACCAGAAGCGACUAAAUAUAUAUCAGAAGUUGCAAGAGCUUAUUUGACAUCUGGAGGUAAUAUUCAACAAACGGAACAACAGCAAUUAAUUGAUCAUGUUCCUGUAGUACGCACAUCUUUAAGCUACUACGAACAACAACCCAUACCAGCUCCUACAUCUAAAAUCAUAGAAACUUAUACUCAACCAGCUGGAUUAGUGGAAUAUACCAAGGAAAGUUAUCACCCUCAGAAACCUGUUUACGAGUAUCAAGGUCCAGACCAGCAUUCAUCUCAAUAUGCAUGCAGUCUUGAAGAAGGUGCUCAAGUUCGACAAGCUCAGCAAGAAGACUCUUACAAAUAUGCAUCUGACCUUACUACAUCCCACGUAGCACGUGGAACCGAUAUUCAACAGCUACAACAACCACAAAUAAUUGAUCAUGUUCCUAUACCACGUACAUCUGUGAGUUACUAUGAACAACGACCCAUACAAGUUCCUAUAUCUCAAAUUACAGACACUUACACUCAACCAACUGGAACAUUAGGAUAUACAAAAGGAAUUUAUGAGUCACAAAAACCAAUUUAUGGAUAUCUAGGUACAGACCAACAAUCCUCUCAAUAUUUAUACAAUACCCAAGGUAUUCAACAACAGCAACCUACACAACCAGAAGCGACUAAAUAUAUAUCAGAAGUUGCAAGAGCUUAUUUGACAUCUGGAGGUAAUAUUCAACAGACGGAACAACAGCAAAUAACUGGCCAUGUUCCUGUGGUACCUACAUCUUUAGGUUAUUCCGAACAACAACCAAUACCAGCUCCUACAUCUAAAAUGAUAGAAACUUAUACUCAACCAGGUGGAUUAGUGGAAUAUACCAAGGAAAGUUAUCAACCUCAGAAAUCUGUUUACGAGUAUCAAGGUCCAGACCAGCAUUUAUCUCAAUAUGCAUGCAGUCUUGAAGAAGGUGCUCAAGUUCGACAAGCUCAGCAAGAAGACUCUUACAAAUAUGCAUCUGACCUUACUACUUCCCACGUAGCACCUGAAACUGAUAUUCAACAGAUACAACAACAAGAAAUAAUUGAUCAUGUUCCUAUAGCACGUACAUCUGUGAGUUCCUAUGAACAACGACCCAUACAAGUUCCUAUAUCUCAAAUUACAGACACUUACACUCAACCAACUGGAACAUUAGGAUAUACAAAAGGAAUUUAUGAGUCACAAAAACCAAUUUAUGGAUAUCAAGGUACAGACCAACAAUCCUCUCCAUACUUAUACAAUACCCAAGGUAUUCAACAACAGCAACCUACACAACCAGAAGUGACUAAAUAUAUAUCAGAAGUUGCAAGAACUUAUUUGACAUCUGGAGGUAAUAUUCAACAAACGGAACAACAGCAAUUAAUUGAUCAUGUUCCUGUAGUACGUACAUCUUUAAGCUACUACGAACAAAGACCCAUACCAGUUCCUACAUCUCAAAUCAUAGAAAAUUAUACUCAACCAGCUGGAGCAUCAGGAUACACAAGAGAACUUUAUGAAUCGCAAAAAGCAACGUAUGAUUUUCCAAGAGCAGAACAGCAAUCCUCUCAAUAUUUAUAUAAUCUCGAAGGAGGUGUUGAACUCGGACAAACUCAGCAACAAGACUCUUACAAAUAUAUACCUCAUGUGGCUACAUCUUAUGUAGCACCUAGAACUGAUCUUCAACAGUUAGAACAACAACAACAAAUAAUUGAUCAUGUUCCUAUAGUACCUACAUCUUUGAGUUAUUCUGAACAACAACCCAUACCAGUUCCUGCAUCACAAAUGACAGAAAUUUAUACUCAACCAACGGGAUUAGUGAAAUAUACUCAGGAAAGUUAUCAACCUCAGAAACCUGUUUACGAGUAUCAAGAUGCAGAAAAGCAUCCGGCUCAAUAUGCACACAGUCUUGAAGAAGGUGUUCAAGUUCGACAAGCUCAGCAGGAUGACUCUUACAAAUAUUUACCUGAUGCUGCUACAUCUUAUAUAGUACCCAGAAUUGACAUCCAACAGAAGGAUCAGAUACAUACAACUGACGAUUCAAAUCAAGCAUUGAGUUCUUCUCUUCAAUACCAAGAGCAGCCAGUAUCAUUUCCUGGCUCUCGAAUUUACGAUUCAGGAUUACACGAUCAACGAUUAACUGAUAGAUUGAUUCCAAGCGAUAGAAUAGAAUAUGCGGCACAAUCAGAUCGUUCUCAAGGACCUUUGUCAGAUAAUUAUUCAACGGAAACUUUUAUUCAACAAUACGAACAACCACAAAAGAUCGGCUCAUUAAGUGUCAACGAUUAUGUCAAACAAUUUGAAUCAAAAUUAUAUCCACAACAAAGUGGAGGACCGUUUAGGUCCUCUGACGAUUUGCAAUAUUAUCCUAUGAAAACGAACAUUCCUUUUACUAUUCAACAAAAUGUGGAUAUACAUCCAUUACAAAAAUCUAAACAAACGUAUGAUCUUCAAAAUUAUACAAAUCAAUCUCUUGUCUCAGACACAUUGCAAUCAUCACCACCGAUUUCGUCAUUAUUAUACGAAGAAGGGCAACCAGGUCUUCUUCAAAAAACUUCUACAAGAAAACCAGUAACUGAAAUAUUUCAAAAACUAGAACCAAGGAGUGAUAUCGAAACUUCUAUAUAUGAUACAUUUAGUUCAUUACCACCGCCACCGGUGUCAGAAGAAAUCGAUCGUCAACAAGAAUCAAUUUCAACAAAUUUAUCUGAUUUUCCUCCACCACCAACACUUGAUCGUCGUGCAUAUGAUAUAAUACAACAACGACCAAGUCGCUCAUUCAGGUCAAUCAUUCCGUCAACUGAUCAAACAAGUAUUUAUACUUAUCAACCAUUACUAUCCACAUGUAUUCCUUGUGGAGGUCACGGAACUGAUGUAAACAUUACAGGAAAUGAAGAACCUUUUAAUUUACGUCGAUGUAUUUUUGAUUGUUAUGCAAAAUAUCAAGAUUUAUGGAAUAAACAAAAACAAAAACAAAAACAACCACAACAAAAACAAAUUACUGAUUUACAACAUCCAUUAUAUGAUGCAAAUGUAAUAAAUCAACAAGAAUUUGAUCAAUAUCCACAAAUAGUACCUCAACAACCAAUAACAACUGUGAUAUCUCAAAAUGAUCAACAACUAAUACCACAAUCAAAUGACAUAUCAUUUACUAAUUAUGAUCAUCAACAACUACCACAACAAUAUCCUGGCAAACGUGAAAUACAUUGUGCUGAUGUUUGGACACAAACAGCACCUCACGAUUUAACAACACAAUCUAAUAUUCUACAACAUACAUAUGAUCAAACACCAGCAAUUUUUGAUACAAAACCCUAUUUAUCUCAAUUACCAAUAAAAGAUUUUUCUACUGACACAAGAGGACAACAAACAAUCGAAUAUAGCCCCCCAUUAAUUACUCAAACACGUCAUGUGAUCCCCACAAUACCACAAUCUUUACCUUUAUCGUUUUACAAAUACACAGAACAUAAGCAACCACAAAUACAGCCACAACAACAACAACAACAGCAAUCAAUAUACAAUCAUCCAUUACCUUACCCUCCUCAUUUGUCCUUCGACGAUAAUUUUUACCAACCAAAUUAUGAUUUUCCUUCACAAAUAACAGCUCAACCGCGACAUUAUCAAAACAUACCUUUAGAUAAAUACGAAGAGCAACAGCAACGACAUCGUACACAUUCGGAGCCCGCAUCAAUACAACAAGAUUCGAUCACUGCAAUCCCACCUUUACAACAAUCAUCGUCACAAAUAUUUCAACAUUAUCCGCAAAGACCUACGUCAAUACCAAUGGUUUAUCGACGACCAACACAAGCUGGUAUACCACCGUUUCGUUUAAUUGAUAAUGGUCGUGGAUACAUAGCAGAUGGCCCAUGUUAUGGUUGUACACCUCGUGUUGAUCCUAAAACUGGUCUCUGUUUAGUACCUUGUCCACAAGCACUUAAAUAUGCUCAUUUACCACCACACCUUCGACCAGAAUUAUUCUGUGUUGAGCUACCACCAGUAAGUGUUCUUCCACCACCACCACCACCACCAGUAACUCUUCUUCCACCUCCACCACCACCACCACCAAUAACCUAUCUUCCACCACCACCACCGCCACCACCAAUAACCUAUCUUCCACCACCACCACCACCACCAAUAACCUAUCUUCCACCACCGCCACCACCACCAAUAACCUAUCUUCCACCACCACCACCACCACCACCGGCACCACCACGAGUAAUUUUUGUUAAACCACCACCACCACCACCACCACCACGACCACAAGUAAUUGUUGUUAAACAACCACCGCCACCACCACCACCACCACCACAAGUCAUUCUUGUUAAACCACCACCGCCACCACCACCACAAAUAAUUGUUGUUAAGCCACCGCUACCACCACCACCACCACCUCCUCCACCACCUCAACGAGUUUGUGUCAAAUGUUGUUGUGCUCCAGGACGAACACUCGUCAAAAAAAUUGUUUACAGACAAAUCGAAGACGAACAACAACAACAACAAGAAUCAUAUAUUGAUUAUGGUUCGGUUAUUGAUCAAUUAGGAACAAGAAUCAAUAUUCGACAUGGAGAUACUCUAAUGGAAGGUGGCGGAACAUAUAUUUCAGGCAAUUAUAAUGAACAAUUACGUGUUGUUGAUUUUCCUGUUUAUUCAUCUGGCGAAGAUGAUCCUAAUUUGAUGCCACUUACAGCCGUCAAUUAA